Messenger RNA from Triticum turgidum subsp. durum (durum wheat), 381 nucleotides. The record is from the annotation of a GenBank genome assembly. Lineage: Eukaryota; Viridiplantae; Streptophyta; Magnoliopsida; Poales; Poaceae.
AUGGGCGGCGGCAACGCGCAGAAGUCCAAGAUGGCGAGGGAGAGGAACCUCGAGAAGCUGAAGGGCGGCAAGGGGAGCCAGCUCGAGGCCAACAAGAAGGCCAUGAACAUCCAGACGAAACUGUUAUCUGUGGAAUUUGUUGAAAUUACGCCUUUAACUGGGACGGGAUGCGUGCCUCUUCAGUUGCAACGACGAUUGGUAGCCUAUUUCUCGAUAGGACUCUGGGUGGAUGGUUUUUUCUUUUUUGUGCGGCGAUUAUCGUGCAAGAUAUGCAUGCAGACUUUCAUCUGCACCACCUCUGAAGCAAAGUGCAAGGAGCAUGCCGAGGCAAAGCAUCCGAAGAGCGAGCUCGUCCAGUGCUUCCCUCACCUCAAGCAGUGA